Molecule: messenger RNA, 975 nt
Organism: Rotaria sp. Silwood1
Lineage: Eukaryota; Metazoa; Rotifera; Eurotatoria; Philodinida; Philodinidae
Source: the annotation of a GenBank genome assembly
AUGUCGAAUGCAACGUCUACCAGUAUCGUUUCUACAUUGACAGCAGCUACAUUUCAAAUCAAUCGCUAUUUGACAAUAUGUGUUCUUUUAUUCGGUACUAUUGGAAAUAUUUUGAAUUUGAUCAUAUUUCAUCAACCAAAACAUCGAACAAAUCCAUGUGCUGUCUAUUUUUUCUAUGCAUCCAUUGCCGGUUUAAUUGCUCUUUAUUCAGGUUUAAUCAGUCGAGUUUUUGCAACUUUCUCGUCUGAUAUAUCAGCAACUGAUGCUACUAUUUGUAAAUUGCGAGCAUUCAUUAUUUGGGUAUCAACAACGGCUUCAUCCUGGAUUUUGACUUGUGCCACUAUCGAUCGAUAUUGUAUAAGUUGUCGUGAUGUGCGUCGUCGGAAUCUAAGCAAUCUUCGUUUUACACGCAGAUUAAUGAUUGUUUCGGUUGCUGGUGGAUCAUUGGUAUUUGGCGAAACUUUCUAUUGUUACGUACCAAAUCUUCGAAAUUCUCCAUUAACAUGUUACGGUCAACAUAUGACAUGUCGUUUGUACAAUGAAAUUGCUUCGGCACUUGCAUUUGUUUUUAUACCAUCAACCAUUAUGAUGAUAUUUGGAUAUGCAACUGUACAAAAUGUGAGAAAAUUACUUCGUUCAAUUGCACCGAUGGCUACUACACAUGGAACAACAAUGACAAUUAAGAAGACAGAUCGACAAUUGAUUCGAAUGUUAAUUGUUCAAAUUAUCCUAUUGACUAUAUUCAACAUCCCAUUAGCUAUUCAACGUCUCUAUUUGACAUCGACAUUAACUGUCCCAAAAAGUUUAUUGAGGUCAACCAUUGAAAAUCUUUGUUUUCAGAUAUUCUAUCUUCUGAGUUUUAUGAGUUUUGGAAUACCAUUUUAUAUCUACACAUUAACUGGAACUGUGUUUCGAAAUGAGUUUAUGGAUUUAGUUCGAUUGGUUUAUCGAAAAAUGAAAAUAGCAGUGUUUUAA